This is a messenger RNA of Belonocnema kinseyi, 1236 nucleotides long. RefSeq lists its product as uncharacterized. The transcript is spliced from 5 exons. Bases 1 to 1236 code for a protein of 411 amino acids. Lineage: Eukaryota; Metazoa; Arthropoda; Insecta; Hymenoptera; Cynipidae. The record is from RefSeq and is a predicted model, not a curated record.
AUGGAGCAAGAGCAUCAUUCGACAACAGACUGUCAAAGGGACAACACCUCAAAACGUGCUGCUGCUGAAAAGGCUGGAUUUCGAGGGGAGAAAAUCCCAAAGAGGCCGACGUUGAAAAAGAGGUGGACGCGAGAGGGACAGACGGGAGCUGUCGAAUGGGUUCCGGAACGACCCUACCUUUCAGUGCCAGAGUCAACAGUGCCUUUAUUUUCCGUUUCUUUUCACGUCGCCGAAAGCUACGGUUCGGUUGUCGGUAGUGCUUCUGAGCAGGGGCAGAUGAGGAUCCCGAUGGUAGGACUUCACGUAAUGACGCGACUAGGGACCGACGGGCGCUUGACUCCUCCGGUGACCAGCUCCUUUGUUCUACGAAAAACUAGAACAAGCUUCACUUGUGUUGUCAUGGCGAACAACAGUGAAAAGGGUGAUGCCAAGCAACCCGAGGGCUCAUCAACGAGCAACAACCAGCAAAAGGUGCAGUUAGCACCGACCCAGACAAAUGUGGGAGAACAAGGCGUACUCACCGAAAAGCAGACCGGCUGGCUUGAAGCACAGUUUGAGGUCAAGACUGGCCCAAAUAAAUGCUUCGUGCUGAGAAAGAAGCCAGCUCCGCCUCCCAGACCAGCAACUCGACCGGUACAACCAGUCGCAGACAAAGUUCCUACCCCACCUCUCUCGCCGAACUCAAUGACCAGAGCUGCUUAUGAAGCAUCUCUGAAGACCAGCAGUGAACUUCAGGAAAUGAACAAGAUGUUGUCAUCCAUCGCUGAACUCCUGAAGAAAAACAUUGAGCUGCAACUACAAACACAGGAUGGUCAUGUGUCUCAAGGACAGGCCGAGGAGGACAGUGAACUCCACGAUCGCACCGAGGGAAGCUCGGUGAUCGACGAAAACAAUCAACGAGUCAGACUGAUCAACCCGUUCCACCAGCAACAACAGCAAAAACAACAAACAGGCGACGUCGAAGACUGGGACGCCGAGAUAGAAAGGGCUGAAAAGGAGAAGACCAACGUCUCCAGUACCAACAACAUUCCAGCUGAGAAACGCGAGCACGUGCUCUCUCACGCCCUCGGAAAUACACCAGCACUGCCCAGUCUCUCAAUGUCGCGUGAAUUUGUAGUCAGUAACCCAGUCAACACAUCGACUCCACACCAGGUCACUGGAAAGAGAACGAUGUCCGUGUCCCCGAGGUCGGAUUCGGGCACAGCUCUACACGCCCAAACACAGAACCAACAUUGA